UUUUCUCUCUUGCCAGCUUAUGCGAGGCUGCGUGUCUGUCUUACAUGGCUUGCUGGUUUUCCCUGCCAAUCAUCCAGUCACCGGCCCGCUAUUGGCACGGGAGGGGAGGUAAACGCACCGGCCUCGUCGGCGGAUGAUUAGGUUGCUUGUGAUGGUUGUCCAUUGCAGGUCGGGGGAAGAGAGGGAAGGGGGGAGUGGAAAUCUCUGCUGGAUCUUGUUCAAGUCGGAUCCCUGCACAAGUCGCAAGAGAGAGCCAGUGUGGGAAGAUCAAUUCCGGGAGGUGGAGGGAGGAGGGCGACCGAAGCAGUAAGGUACCGGCCCCGGUCUGCAUUAGGCGCUGCUCCGAGUCCCUGCCUCCCCCCAUCAAGGAAGCAAUGGAAUCGGUCUCUCUGGCUCAAGGGGAUUUGACUCGACUUAGGGCUCCUUCGGGGUGCGCGGAGUGGAGGUCCGGUCCUUGGAGUUAUUGGGUCUUCCAUGCUUCUGCAUGCCGGGUGGUGUUUGGGGAAAUGUCCGGAAGACGAGGAAGUAGAAGACGUGUCGACUGUCGACUGUCGAGGACGCUGUCCGGGGCCGUGCCUGAGGACAGGCCGUACCCCGCCAUGGCACCCAGGCAUCCAGGCGCCGAGGUGACUAUGCACUAGAUACUAACACUCCGGACAGCCGGAGUCUGAGUCUACUGCCUAGUUGGUACUAGAUUCCUACUCCUGGAUAUUGACAACAGACUACAUACAGACCGUUGGCCACUUUGGACCCCACGGUGCUGCCGCCUCGCCUGCAACCUAGCGGCCAAGCUAUGUCCCAUUCGCCAAAUCGUCUCUGAAUUGUCGGGGUGCUUUCUCAUGGUUACCAACCAUAAUCCGAACUAACUCAGGAACGUCGGCUUCGUGCCCCUAGCCUGCA
This is a messenger RNA of Aspergillus heteromorphus CBS 117.55, 900 nucleotides long. RefSeq lists its product as uncharacterized. The coding region runs from base 375 to 641 and encodes 88 amino acids. The transcript has a single exon. The record is from RefSeq and is a predicted model, not a curated record. NCBI's taxonomy places the organism in Eukaryota, Fungi, Ascomycota, Eurotiomycetes, Eurotiales, Aspergillaceae.